Molecule: messenger RNA, 1023 nt
Organism: Arctia plantaginis
Lineage: Eukaryota; Metazoa; Arthropoda; Insecta; Lepidoptera; Erebidae
Source: the annotation of a GenBank genome assembly
AUGCUGGAGAGCGACGGAGAAGGCUCGCAGCGGCUUGCCUUGCUUGCCAACACAUUAGAACAUUCCAGGCCCAUGUUGGGCAAUCUAAUACCACAUGCACGGAGUGGCUCGCAAGCUCAAGAAAUCGUGUCGCAGAUUGAGAUGCGGAAUCUAACACCAAACGUGGGAAUGCUGUCGUGUGGCGAGGCCGGUGGUGGGCCGAGGCUGACGAAGCGCUACGUGGGACUGUACACGGGCCCGUACUUUGACCCCACGGCUCCGAACAACAUCACCACGCAACUCGGCACGCAUGCUUACCUGCCGUGCAAGGUUCGACAACUAAGUAACAAGUCAGUGUCUUGGAUACGUCGUCGCGAUGCACACAUCCUCACAGUGGACAGAUUUACAUUUAUAGCUGACGAGCGCUUCCAAGCUUUCCUUGUCGAGGCCACGGACACCUGGACUCUACAGGUGAAGUACGUGCAGGCUCGAGACGCCGGCCUGUACGAGUGCCAGGUGGGCACCGAGCCCAAAAUGAGCCAUUUCGUGCAGCUCAAUGUCGUCGUGCCAAAGAUCGAGAUAGUUGGCGAGUCGGAGUUGUACGUGAAGGCCGGGACGACGGUGAGCCUCAAGUGCGUGAUCACUCAGGCGCUCGAGGAGCCCGCCUACAUAUUCUGGUACCACAACGACGAGCGCGUCCUCAACUACGACAAGAGCCUUGUCGAGAUCCGAAUGGAGCGCGUUGCACCCGACACCACGGUGGGCAAUCUGAUAAUCUACAGUCCGCGGCGUGAAGACUCCGGCAACUACUCGUGUUCGCCAUCCAACUUGGACUCGGCGUCAGUGAUGUUGCAUGUGCUCAGCGGCGAGCAGCCCGCGGCGAUGCAGCACGGCAACGGCGUCACGCGCGCCUCCCCCACGCUCGCGCCGCUGUUGGCGUUGUCCUCGCUCGCCGCACGCGACACCUUGCUCAGACUACUGACGAUCGUGGCGUGCGCCCUCGUUUUUUUGCUGAUGUGUCACGACGAGGACGAGGGCAAAUAG